Prosopis cineraria is the source of this 2975-nucleotide messenger RNA. RefSeq lists its product as uncharacterized. The transcript has 14 exons. Bases 1065 to 2630 code for a protein of 521 amino acids. Gene Ontology annotation, molecular function: cysteine-type peptidase activity. Gene Ontology annotation, biological process: proteolysis. The record is from RefSeq and is a predicted model, not a curated record. NCBI's taxonomy places the organism in Eukaryota, Viridiplantae, Streptophyta, Magnoliopsida, Fabales, Fabaceae.
UCUUACUUCUUCCUUCGAUCGUGGUGUGUUCUUGCGGGUUUAGGUAGAGCGUUCUUGUGUGUGUUUCGUUGUUGGCUGUGGUCUGUCGCUCCUAGUGGUCUUUCAUGGUGCUUUCCUCGUUCUCUCCUUCUGGUAGCCCGUCACUGGCUGGGCUCCAUCUGGUUUGAGUUUCAAGAAGGGGUUUCAUUUGUUGCUGCUGGAUUCUGUGGAGCUCCACUUUUAGCGGAAAAUUGUGAAAGAGCAGGAGGUGCAGGAUGGCCUAAAAUUGCUCACAUCCCUAAUAUAUAGAUUGAUGCCCGCCAGAUCUGAUUUUUCAUUAUAAAUCCGAAGCACAUGGAGGGUUCUUGUAGGGAUGAUAAUAAUACAUCCAACAGAUCUAGCAAGAAAAGGGGAAGAGGUAGUACAAAGUUGAAGAAGCUAACUUUACAUCAUGGUACUGACAAGAAGUUGCAUGUGGAGUUUGAUGAUGAUAAAAGACCAAUUGGUCCAGAUGGAGAUAGGUUCAUCAGUUAUAUAGGCCUUUUGGCUCGUUCAAAAGUUGGCAUUUUGUUCCCUAGAUGGAAGUUAGUACCACAAGCUACAAAAGACAUGAUUUGGGAUGAUAUUUUGCUCACUUAUGAUAUCCCUCCUACCCUUGAGAUGAAGAAGUAUUGGCUUCAGCAAAUACGUGAUCGAUGGAAGGAUUUCAAAUCAAUGCUUACUAGGGUAUACAUUCGAGGAGAUAAGAAGAAUGAGGAUCCAUGUUCUGAAUAUAAAUUUCUUGAUCAAGAGACUUGGAGAGAGUUUGUGAAGUCGCGAGAAGAUCCUGAAUUUCAGAAAUUAAGUGAUGCAAACAAAGAAAGACAAUCUAAAAAUCAAUAUCCACAUUAUAUGUCUCGAGGGGGAUAUAGGAAGUUGGAGCAUAAAAUCAUGCAGCAUGAUUUGAAGGAAAUGGAGGAAGCUGCAAAUUAGAUCCUCAUGUUGUUGUUCAUCCCCUAGCUCGUCCAACUCGUCAAAGAAAAUGGAAGGAGGCGAGAGUCAAGAAAGGGCAAUAUAUCACUCCAGCGGUUGCUACUGUUGCUAAAAUGAUUGAUUCACUUGAGGAGCAAGAAGCUCAAGGUUCAUUCACUCCGAGUGGAAGAAUGGACAUAUUGGCAGCAUCAAUUGGAAAGCCAGAUUAUCCUGGUCGUGUUAGAGGGGUAGGAAAAGGAGUCGGUCUUAAACAAUACUUUGGACCAAUUUCACGAAACUCACCAGAAAUGAUAUCUAGAGAGGAGUUUCAUGGGUUGCUAGCUAAGGUUAAGGAGGAGACCCAAGCUGAGGUUUGUCAAAAGCUUGAGUCGCUUAUGGCCGAGCUUCGUGAUGAGUUCAAAUCUAUGGUUGCCAACAUGGUAGCUGGGCAAGGAGCUGAGCGAACACCUCAGGUUUCUCAUACGGUUCAAAGCACCAAAGAUAGUUGUAGUCCACCAAAGACGUUGACAUUGCAUGCCCCUAGUCCCACACUUGAUGAUGGAGCUCCUUGUUAUCUCUACUUGGAGCAAACAAAGAAGCAGGUUGUUGCCCAAGCUCGAGCAUACAUGCUUGGGUCAACAAGCAACAACAUGCUUGGGUCAACAAUUCAUCACGAGGAGAUUCAGGAAGACCAGGUUAGGGUGAUGGUUGUGGUUGUUCUUGAGGCAAAUGCAAAGGUACCAUUCCCUAUUGAUGAGAUUGUAGAAGUUGGCCAAGCAAAAGAUGCCUUCAUUCUAUGGCCUAAAAGACUUAUUGACAUGGAGAUGACACUUCCAAUGGACCCUAAAACUGUUGAGAAAUUCCCUUGCUUGGCACAACUGCAUGAGUUUUUCAAGGCAAUGACAAAUGCCAUCGAUUUGAAAAUGCCUACAGGGAUCAUGGGUAGCGAGAAGUCAUAUCCCUUUAAAAUUGACAAGAAAGACCUUAUGGAGUUCAUAUUUAUGAAGGAGUUGGAUAUGUCAUGGGCUAACUUAACAAUUUUGUAUCUCCACAAUCUCUGCAUUGCAAUGGGGAAAGACAAUUUAUAUGGAUUCUUGUGUCCAAAUUCAUUGCAAUUAGCUCACAACACAUUAGAUCAAAGGAUAAUAUAUGUGAGCAAUACUAUUAGAGAAUCUAAGUUGCCAUGUUAUCUAGCUCCAAUUAUCCAAGGUUCUCAUUGGUCACUCUGUGUUGCUUGCCCCUUCGAUAAUGUUGUCUAUUGGUUUUGUUCCUUGGGUAGCACUCCAAGUGAAGAGAUGAAAGGCGUGUUAAACACAGCAUUGAAGAUAUAUUAUAUGAUGGGGGGAAAGUGCAAUGAAAAUAAGGAUUCGACUACUUGGAUCUACCCAAAAUGCCCUCAACAAGCAAGGAGUACAGAGUGCGGAUAUUAUGUUAUUCAUUAUAUGCAUGAAAUUGUUCAAUUUGACUCUACUGCCAAAUUGCAAGAGUUUUUUGAUAAUAAUGACCCCUGCACCAGUGAAAACAUUGAUGUCAUCCGAAAUGCUUUGGCACAACAAAUUCUUCAAGAACUAUCGGCGCAAAAUUUUGCACACACUCUCCAAAUCCCUGUAUCUGCUCAUCCAAUUUCACAUUUGAUUUCACCAUUUCAUUCAUCCAUCAAUCUGCAACGUAACCUCGUGAUUUUCGCUUGGAUUUGUUGAAGAACUUGGUGUGCAACUUUCUUAGUGAAUUCUUCCAUAUGGGCGAGCAUGAUGUGUGCUUUCAUUGAGAUUUGAUGGAUCAGUUAAGGUGUGGCUAGGGUUGUUCUUCUCUAUGAGGAUGAAAGCUCAUGUGUCUGGAUUGAUCAGGAGAUUUCUCAUCUUUCUCUUCUAUGUUAAAUCCAUUUUAUUAUUACUUUGUAAUGACAUUUGGAUUAGAGUGAUUUUGUGUAAUUAAAUGUAUUGUUGAUGGUUUUAUCAUGUGUAGAAGGUGUUUGUGAAUAUUCCUUGGAGAUUGGAUAUCCUGGAAUUUUGAUUUUAAGAUUGAAUCCCUUGUUUUGAUUGCCA